Bufo bufo (common toad) is the source of this 4238-nucleotide messenger RNA. RefSeq names its product family with sequence similarity 214 member A (gene ATOSA). Lineage: Eukaryota; Metazoa; Chordata; Amphibia; Anura; Bufonidae. The record is from RefSeq and is a predicted model, not a curated record. The transcript has 12 exons. The coding region runs from base 943 to 3843 and encodes 966 amino acids.
GGAGACUUUACAGCGGAGGGUUCUCACGGUCUGGUUACCACGGCAACGCGGGUCCUGGCCGAGCCUCAAGUGCCAGAGGAAGUGACGACAGGGGAUUGGCUGUUGUUGGGACACGUGACCCGUCGGGCCGCAGUAUAGACAGUGUUGUGACAGUCGAGAGACAGUGAGGAGGGUGGCGGGGUCAGUCGGGUGACAGCGGGCGCUGAGGUGGCGGUGUGCACCGGGCAGGACGGACGCUCAGUCAGUGACUUGCCUUUCCGCUGAGAAGUUGAUGAGUGCAGGCUCCCGAGUCCUCCCUAACUUCCCAUGUCCCAGCUGGGCUCUCAUGGUCCGGGCAGUUGCCCCUCGCAUUGAGGCCAGGGGGAGAGGAGGACAGGAGGGCGCCCCACAGUACCACACAGGGGAGAUGGUGCAGCGGAUCGAGCCUUGGGAAGGCAUCUGGCAGAGCCUGGGUUACAUGUAGCGGUGACGAUGCUGUAAAAGCUGCCGGGGGAGGGAGGAUGGCCGUGGGAUUAGCUCGGGUGGGGGACGCAGGGCCAGGUCACUAGUGGGCAGCGAGACUACACCAUUGUGAGCGGGGGUCACCUGACCGAUCAGUCGCACCUUGCAGCCGAUCGCUUAUUGAUUAACUGGAGUGACAAUGUGUCAGCUGUGACCUGGGGGAGGGGGCAGCAAUCAGCUGUGUGCAUGGCAGGGUCCGCCUUGUAGGCACUCGCCAGACGUGACCCUGUCAGGUGAGUCACCCGCGGAUCACACAGCCCGCGGGCUCCUCUCGUCUGAUGCUGGGGAGAGCGGUUUAUAAAUAGGCCGGGUGAGCAGUGUGGGCACUGGGCAGCGGGUGCCAGCUGAGAGGGGGGCUUCGGGCCUGAUGUGCGCCCAGGACACUGGUUCUCCUCGGCUUCUUCUACCAGACGGUGCCCCCUGAGGGAGGAGGACUCCAGCAUGAGAGCUGCCUGUGACACCGCCGAGAGGAUGAAGCCGGACCGAGACUCUUUGGAUGAGUUCUUUGAGUAUGAGGCUGAGGAUUUCCUGGUGUACCUGGCUCUGCUGAUUACAGAAGGUCGCACUCCUGAGCAUUCGGUGAAAGGCAGGGCAGAAGGACUCCAUUGUCCUCCAGCACAAUCUAGCCAGCCGAGGGUCAGUAAGCAUGAAUGCAGCGAUAAGGUGGUGCAGUGCCGACAAGCCAGGAAAACCAGGUCUGAAGUCGCCCUGCUGUGGAGGAAUAAUAUUCCCAUCAUGGUUGAGGUGAUGCUGCUCCCGGACUGUUGCUAUAGUGAUGAAGCAUCUGGCGCGGAGGGGAAUGAAUUAAAUGAUCCUGCAAUGAAACAAGACGCCCUCUUGCUGGAGAGGUGGACUCUGGAGCCGGUUCCCAGACAGAGUGGAGACCGUUUCAUCGAAGAGAAGACGCUCCUGUUGGCUGUCCGUUCAUUUGUCUUCUUUUCUCAGCUAAGCGCCUGGUUAAGUGUUUCUCAUGGAGCUGUGCCGCGUAACAUUAUCUACCGAGUGAGUGCAGCAGACGGUGACCUACAGUGGAAUUUUACUCAUUCACCAACUGAACAUGUGUUUCCCGUUCCCAACGUCUCUCACAAUGUGGCCUUGAAAGUCAGCGUCCAGUCUUUGCCUAGACAAUCCAGUUAUCCAGUGUUGAAUUGUAGCAUCCACAGUAAUCUUGGCUUCUAUGAAAAGCGGUUUUCUUCCCAUGAGCAGAUUGGUCCUCCAUCUCGAGAUCAUCAAGAGAGCGGCCAGCAAAGUGUGCCCAGUUGUCAGCAUACGUGUAGCAAGCAGACAUGGACUGUUGGAUCUGAUGGACUACCGCAGGCUAGAACAAGUCUUAGCAUGAAUCUUACUCUUCCUGGUAGGAAUGCAAAGUUAAUUUCUGGAUGUGGCAAUAGCUGUGAUCUUGGUACAUCACCAUCGAAGAUUCAAUGUUUCAGUAUAAGUGAUCCUAAAACAUCCCUGCAAGAGUCACCUGUCAGAAACUUCAAAUCAUUAUCUUUGGUUGACAUGCCCAACAUCUCCCCCCUACACCAGCCAACAGAGACCAAUCCAUUAAUAGGCUCCCUAAUUCAGGAACGGCAGGAGGUCAUAGCAAGAAUUGCACAGCAUUUGCUGCAGUGUGAUCAGACAGUGUCACACAUAACCGGUCGCUCCUUUAAAAUGCAUGACCCCAACGCCUUAAGCUGCAAAAUAUUCCGAAACCCAUGUGAAGAUGAAAACUUCAAUAAGAUUGAAACACCUGUCCGAUGUUCUGCUUCAGAUUUGACUCUGACCCCUGAAACCGGUGACCGAAAACUAAAAGCUGCUACAGAAACGCCCAUAACUUCCUCCCGACCUAGUCCUGAUGAUAGAACUUCACCAAAACCACAAGCUAGACGGAAACUUUUUUUAGUUCAAGCCCAUGAACCCAUUUCGAACACAUUUCAACCUGCAGUAAACAAACACACCCCACCAGCUUUCUCAUUGUCCAGCAAGGAAAAUAUAUUCAUGUCUCCUGAGAGAGAAGACUUGAAAUACAGCGAACAGACUGAAAAGUACAUUAGUAAAGGAACGUUGCAUCAUCUGUCGAAUCAUAGCACCCCGAACAUUCAUACUGCCAACAACAAACAAACCAGCUCCACGGAAAAUAGAAGUAGUGACGGUGUCCAUCAUGAUAACCGCAAAAACUGUGCACGACAUGUUGUGGCGUAUAGAACCUGCGGGGUUUCUCAAACGCUAGAGUCUAAAUGUACAGAGAGUAACACAAGGAAAGCACAAGGGUCUGAUCAUAGCAACCAACUUCACAGCAUUGAAAACUAUGUUUCAAAGGACAGAGACAGUCAGAAAGCCAAAGAGACCCAGGACAAGCAGAAAACAACUCGCGACGAGAAUGAGGAUCCAGCAAAAUGUGACUGUGGUGCACAAGAACAGGGGAGAAGUAUCGGAAGUUGUCUCCGAUGUGAGAGGUUAAAGAAUACAGAUCAAGCAAAGUCUGUGCAUCUGCGACCCUCAAAUUGGAAGAAAAAGGGUUUUCACUCUCUUGAUGGGAUCUCUACCAAGGCCUUUCACCCCUGCACAGGUUUACCUUUACUUUCCAGUCCGGUACCACAGAGAAAAACACAGUCGGGGUGUUUUGAUCUGGACACUUCCUUACUGCAAUUAAAAGGUUUAUCCUCAAAGAGACAAAGUCACUGUGAGAGAACAGAAGAAGGUGCGGAGGACACGGACAGACAGCUGAGUUGCAGUGCCCCGCCGACUCCUUGUCUGAGCCUUCUUGGAAACUUUGAGGAGUCGGUCUUGAAUUAUCGGUUAGAACCUCUUGGCACAGUUAAAGGUUUUACAGCAGAUGUUGGAGCAAGUGGAAUAUUCUGUCCAACUCACAUGACCUUGCCGGUCAGAGUUUCUUUCUUCAGUGUUUCAGAGGACAAUGCUCCUUCCCCUUACAUGGGUAACAUUACACUGGAAUCUCUUGGCAAAAGGGGAUAUCGCAUACCUCCUUCUGGAACGAUUCAAGUGACCUUAUUUAAUCCAAACAAGACUGUGGUGAAGAUGUUUGUGGUGAAAUAUGACUUGCAAGAAAUGCCACCCAAUCGGCAGACAUUCCUGCGGCAGAGAACGUUUUCUGUUCCUGUAAAACGAGAUAAGAAGGCGGCCGUCCCUGAGAAUAUCACGAGGACAGAAGAGCGGACGCUGCGCUACCUCAUCCACCUGAGGUUCCAAAGUUCAAAGUCUGGAAAGAUCUACCUCCACAAAGAUGUUAGACUUCUUUUCUCUCGGAAGUCCAUGGAAGUUGACAGUGGGGCAGCAUACGAACUGAAAUCUUACACAGAAACUCCAAGAAACCCUCAGUUUUCAUCCAGAUGCUGAGCUAACGGCAGCAAAGAAAAUCUUUGGCAAAGCAAGCAAAAAUAAAAAAUAAAUUAGAUUAACACCAGUGACUGGUCUAAAAAAAAAAAAAAGGACCAGCUCCAGAGAUUUUCCUCAGUGCAUUCUGUGUAUUUCAUGUAGACUGGAAAAGAAUAGUCCUAAUGCAUUUUUCUACUAUGUAUACCACUCAGCUAGGUGUGUGCUGCAUUAGUGAUGCUCCCUGUUAGUUUAGUGUUUACACCUUUUUAUUUUAUUUUCUUUAUUUAAUAUUUAAUGUUUCAUUUACUACACAGUGAUUUGUUUUGUCUGUGUUCUAAUGUAGCACAAGGCCUAUGGAAAUCAUACAAUGUAUUUUUGACAGUAAUAUUGAAUUCUAAAAUAUAUAUAAAUCUAUA